Lucilia cuprina (Australian sheep blowfly) is the source of this 1781-nucleotide messenger RNA. RefSeq names its product nuclear export mediator factor NEMF homolog. NCBI's taxonomy places the organism in Eukaryota, Metazoa, Arthropoda, Insecta, Diptera, Calliphoridae. The record is from RefSeq and is a predicted model, not a curated record. The transcript is spliced from 3 exons. Gene Ontology annotation, cellular component: RQC complex. Bases 135 to 1781 code for a protein of 548 amino acids. Gene Ontology annotation, molecular function: tRNA binding; ribosomal large subunit binding. Gene Ontology annotation, biological process: rescue of stalled cytosolic ribosome; ribosome-associated ubiquitin-dependent protein catabolic process.
UCAGCUGCUAAUAAAACAUCUGUUUUAAUUUGCAAAACUUUUGUGUGAAGUGUGUCGUGUUAAAUAUUUUAAGAAAUAGAAUUGAAAGUAUAUUCAGAUAUAUUAAUAAAAAAUAAUUGGAGUAUUAGGUAGAAAUGAAGUUGCGAUUUAAUUCUUUCGAUAUCGUAUGUGGAGUUACGGAACUACAGUCGCUAGUCGGGCUGCGCGUUAAUCAGAUCUAUGAUAUUGACAAUAAAACUUAUCUUAUUCGACUACAAGGCGGUGGUGAAUCUAAAAAAAUCCUUCUUAUUGAGUCUGGUAUACGCUUUCACACGACAGCUUUUGAAUGGCCAAAAAAUGUUGCACCAUCAGGUUUUAGCAUGAAAUUAAGAAAACACUUAAAAAACAAACGGCUCGAAAAGCUGCAACAGUUGGGUAUUGACCGAAUUGUGGACUUUCAGUUUGGUAUUGGUGAAGCAGCUUAUCAUAUUAUUGUUGAGUUGUAUGAUCGCGGUAACAUUAUUCUAACGGACCAUGAAAUGAUAAUUCUUUAUAUACUCCGUCCUCACCAUGAAGGUGAAGACAUUCGCUUUGCUGUUCGUGAAAAAUAUCCUGUAGGUCGUGCAAAACAACAGUCUUUAUUGCCAAGCGAGGAUAAAUUGAAAAAAGUCAUAUUAACAGGCCAGCCUGGAGAUAAUUUGAGACGUGUAUUUAUGUCAAUGGUGGAUUGUGGUCCCUCGGUCAUCGAGCACGUAUUGAAAAAGCACAAUCUUGACAACUGCAUUGUCCCGGGAGGGAGUGGGUUGGAAAGUAAUAACGAAAGCAGGGAUUUGGUUAGUGAGGCGAAAAAAAAGUCUAAAAACAAAAAUAAAGGAGAUCACCAAAAGUACUUCACUUAUCGAGAAAUUAAUAUGGAAAAUGAUAUUAAAACUUUGAUGUUAGCAUUACAGGAUAUCUCAGAAAUUAUGAAGGAAGCUCAACUAAAUGUUAGUAAAGGUUACAUAUUGCAGAAGAAGGAAGAAAAACCUUCCACUGAAGAAGGAAAAGAAGUUGAACAUUUUUAUCAAAAUAUUGAAUAUCACCCAUAUAAGUUUUGUCAGCAUGACGGGCUACCAAUUGCAGAAUUUGAAACGUUUAUGUUGGCAGUUGAUGAAUUUUAUUCAACACUUGAGGGUCAAAAAAUCGACAUGAAAACAUUGCAACAGGAACGAGAGGCACUUAAAAAACUAUCGAACGUGAAAAAAGAUCACGCUAAACGUAUUGAAGACCUAAACAAAGUGCAAGAAGGCGACAAGCAAAAAGCAGAGUUAAUAACUAUGAAUCAGGGUCUUGUUGAUAAUGCCAUACUGGCAAUCCGAUCAGCCAUUGCAAAUCAGAUGUCAUGGCCGGACAUACACGAAUUGGUUAAAGCAGCUCAAACAAAUGGUGAUCCGGUUGCUGGUGCCAUUAAACAAUUAAAAUUGGAAAUCAAUCAUAUGUCAUUAAAAUUAACUGAUCCGUAUGAUACAUCUACAGAAGGUAUAGAAGAUGACCAUGGAAUAGGUAACAAUAGUAAACGAACAAUGAUAGUAGAUGUUGACCUGGCCUUAUCUGCUUGGGCUAAUGCACGAAAAUACUAUGAUCAAAAGCGAUCAGCAGCACAAAAAGAGCAGAAAACAAUAGAUGCUUCACAAAAAGCGUUGAAAUCAGCAGAGAGGAGAACGCAACAGACUCUUAAAGACGUCCGUACCAUUUCUACAAUUUCUAAAGCACGUAAGGUCUACUGGUUUGAAUUUUACAAAAGUGAGUCAAAACACUUAUAA